Ipomoea triloba (trilobed morning glory) is the source of this 1373-nucleotide messenger RNA. RefSeq names its product transcription repressor OFP5. Gene Ontology annotation, biological process: negative regulation of DNA-templated transcription. NCBI's taxonomy places the organism in Eukaryota, Viridiplantae, Streptophyta, Magnoliopsida, Solanales, Convolvulaceae. Bases 164 to 1279 code for a protein of 371 amino acids. The record is from RefSeq and is a predicted model, not a curated record. The transcript has a single exon.
CUCUCCCACCAAUAUGAAACCCACCUUCCCAUUAACCCCCUAACCAACCGCCCCCUAACUGCUCCCCCCUUCUCCUUCUCCUCCUUCUUUCCCUCCACUAUUCAUAUCACCUUUUCACUCCCCCUAAGGAAAAUCCCAAGAAACCAUUCUUCCACUGUGUGAAAUGAUGAAAUGGAAGAAAGACAGAGCUUCAGCUUCUGCUUCCUCAUCAUCUCAUCACUCCCUCAUCACUCAUGUGUUUCCGGUUUCUUGGUUUUCAAAGUUCAAGCAAAAGAAUCUGAGCUCUCAUCAGUAUCAAGCCACAACAAAAGCUAUCAAGCAUAAAGGUGUGGGGAAGCAGGACUUACCUUCUCCGAGCUUGUCGGUGCAUAGUUCCGGGUUGAAGGAAGGGAGAUUUUACAGCAGAGAGGAUGAUCCUUACUGGAGGCUUUCGUUUAGCGAGGACAGGAUUGAAGGCGAGAAGAGUACAGCAACAGCGGGCAGGAAUUCCUUUUCUUCUGCUUCAAUCAAUGAGCUUGAGGUUCCAUUUUCCAGAAUUGUAGAUCCCAUGGUUAAUGGGAAAACAAAGUCCCUGAAAGAUGAAAAGUUAAGGAAAAUGAGCAGAAGAGCAUUAGAGGAGAGACUAGCAGAAAUGGAAAUAGGAUGUAAUGGAGGAGGAGAAGAGAUCAUACCCAAGUCAAUCGAGAAAGAUAUAUUCGAAAUUGAACCAGAAAAGGAAGUCCAAAGGGACUACUUGUUUGAGGGUUCAAGUUUGGAGGAAAGCAAUCCAAUUUCUGAGGAAGAAUUUGGAUCUGAGAGAGAUAAGUUGGAAGAAAUGAAGAUCAAUCAGGAAAGGAAAUCCAUUCAUAUUCCCAGGCAUUACCAGAGGAGAAGGAGAAAGCAAGGUGUCAAAGUUGGAGCUUAUUCUCCCAGAACAGUUGCCAAGAUUGAGUGCAAGAUCAAAGCUUUGGAAGACAUGAAGAGGUCAAGGAUGAAGAUGAGAAAGAAGAUGAAGGAGAAAGACAGAACAGCCUUUGACAGCUUUGCUGUGGUGAAGAGUUCAUUCAACCCAGAACAAGACUUCAAAGAUUCAAUGGUGGAGAUGAUCACACAGAUAGGGAUCAAACAGCCAGAAGAACUCGAAGAGCUCUUGGCAUGUUACCUGACAUUGAAUUGUGAUCAAUACCAUCAUAUCAUCAUCAACGUCUUCCGGCAGGUAUGGUUUGAGCUGAACCAAGCCUAUGUCAGUGCUCAUAUCCAGAAUAACUUCUGCUGUGAUCAUCUUCAUAAGCUUACUUAAAAUGCUGUAAAUAAAUAUUAUGUACUUCUCUAAACUAAUGCAUUUUGUUACUGGAAUCAGCUGAGCUUGAAACUAUGCAAGAAGUUUAAUUUUC